UUUAUGAAGCUGAGUGACAAAUAAUGUUCAUUGUAAAGUAAACACAGGCAGGGCAUUUGGUGUUUGCGACAUAUUUAGCACCAUCCCCAAAGCGUUCAGUCUCUAAUACCGCACUUUACAAAAGUAAUGUUUACGGUACAUCAUUUCGGAGCAACCACGGGACUAUUCGUCUUCCAACAAAAAAAUACAACCUUUCUUGACCCUCAAGUUCCAGGGGAGGAAAAAAAAUGCCGUCAAGGAACCAUCUUGACAAAGUUGGACGGAAGAAAAAGAAGAAAUGGGCCGAAGAGGCCAUGGAGCGUGCCCUGAUUGAGGUGAAAUCGGGACGGUGCACAGUGAGACAGGCUGCCAAAGAGUUCGGAGUUCCCAAGUCCUCACUCGGGGACCGAGUAAGUGGACGAGUGACACCGGGGAGUCGCAGCGGCCCAGCUCAGCUUAUCGCGUCUGCCGAUGAGCAGCUGCUGGUGGAGUUCUGCUUAUAUAUGUCCAAGCAUGGAUUCCCACUCACCAAGCAGCAGGUUGUGUCUUUCGCSUCGUCCAUCUAUAAACGGCAGCACCGGAGGGUGGCGGUUUCCAAACUGGGCCAGACGUGGUGGCUCAAUUUUAGAAGACGGCAAGAAAAGAACAUUAUUAUUCAGCCGGCAGACAGCYUUGUGCGUGGGAGGACAGCGUGUGUGAGAAAGGAAGCGGUGGAUCAUUUUUAUUGCCUCUUGAACACAGUCGUAGACACACACAGGCUCAGAGACAGGCCUCACCAAAUCUACAGCUGCAGUGAGACGGGCUUCCAGCUGGGAAGGAAGAAGGCCAUGCUUCCCAAAUCUACUAGUUUGGGCUACAAGCCAGCGCCAAACUCGAGGGAACAUAUCUCUGUGCUGGCCUGCUUCAAUGCAGCCGGGGGGGACAUUCCUCCAUUUAUUAUCUACUCAAAGGCCUACCCUGGAGGGGUUUGUUACAAGACACAGGGACCGCUAAACGCCCUCUACGGGUGGUCCGACUCAGGUUGUAUCAACUCAGAACUCUUUAAGAAAUGGUUCCUCAAACACUUCCUUAUCCACGCGCCCAAGGAGCGCCCGCUGCUGCUGAUCUUCGACGGCCACCGGUCYCCCGUGAACCUGGAGGUGGUGGAAUCCGCUCGCAGAGAGGACGUCGUCCUCCUCUGUCUUCCCCCUCACUGCUCCCACGUCCUGCAGCCGCUGGACGCCGGCCUCUUCCUGGUUCUCCGGCAGCGUUUCGCAGCCCUCGCGGGCGACGGCUGCGCCACCGAUGCGCACUUUCUGCUCAGCAAGAAGGAGUUCUCGGGCGUUUUUCGGGAAACCUAUCAGAUCGCAAAAGAGGAGGAAGGUGUCCGGAUUGUGACGGAAGGCUUCAGGCAGUGCGGUGUCUACCCUCUGAGCCACUACGCCGGCGGUGACGACCACUUCGCGUCGUCGCACAGCGGCGGCCCCGUGGCUGGAACCUUGCUGUCCGUCUCGGCGCAGGACAUGCACUCAGAGCUCGCAGCCGCCGGACCUUCCUCCUAGCUUCAUCGCUAAUCUAUCAAACUGUCAGCACCUUCGAAGGGAGCAGGGUCAGUACCUUUGAGGAAACUGCUGUCGGCUGCAUAAUUCAGGAAAAGCCAAUCAACUCGGACUGGCGCCGCCAUUUAAAAUGCUGAAUGGGUUUACACUGCUGAAGGAGAGUCARGCACCACCUCCCCCAGCCUCCCAGCACACACUGUUUAUCUCUUCCUGUCCAGGAAGAAAGGGCUGCAUUGAUGCAAAUUACUGUUACAGUUCCCAACAAGUACAAUACACAUCUAAAACGUAUUUGUAUUCAUUGCAAUAUUUCAGUUUGAUCUUUUUUUUUAUUGUUUUUAAGCCAGGGAAAAGUUUUUCAAAUGUAACUAUCCCACAACUAAAACACACAGAUAGAAAUUGCUUCACUUUAAAGAAAUUACAAGCCAAUUACCUGGAGAGCUAGGUAAUUUCCCCAGAUACCACACUACCACUGAUAGCUUUUUUUUUGCCGGUUGCAGCCUGCAUUGAUAUGUGUAGCUUUUCCGCUCGAACUUUCUUUGAGUAAUGCGUUACCGAGCGCAUUACCGAAGGAGCGCCUUCAAUUUAGUGUUCAACAAAUCGUGCGGCGCCCUGCAGCAGUUCAGUGACCACUGCAGAAACACAACCUCUGCAUGCUUAAUGUUUUAAGCCCCCACCCCCGGGUGUCACAGGCCGUGUCGUCAGCUCAGCCACGGCUUUAAUCAGACUGACAGACGUGCCGUCCCACAUCUGCAGUCAUAAUUACCGAUGCAGACAGUCUCCUCAGCUGUCAGCGAGCAGAAAAACCUGCUCUUCUUGGUUUUCUUUGUAAAAUCAGCAGUGCAGACCUGUAAAGCUGCAACUGGAACACAGCUAAGAUAGUUUUCCCCUCAGUUUAAAGGAAGUGCAAUUUUUUGUUUAAAAGGUAAUGCCUCAAAUAUGUUUUAGAAACUAUUUACAUGCCUGUGGUUUCUGUUUGAAGUAUGACACAACUGUUACAGAAAGUUUAAGCUCAAUUAUUUAAUUCUGAAGGAAUUUUAGACAAAACUGCAUAUUCUGUUUGCUUUAGGAAAACGGAUUUCAGGACAUGAACUCAGGGACAGAAUCCAAAAUAAAGGAGAUUUGUAAAUCUA
Molecule: messenger RNA, 2647 nt
Organism: Austrofundulus limnaeus
Lineage: Eukaryota; Metazoa; Chordata; Actinopteri; Cyprinodontiformes; Rivulidae
Exons: 2
Coding region: 228-1520 (430 amino acids)
Cellular component (GO): nucleus
Molecular function (GO): DNA binding
Source: RefSeq, a predicted model, not a curated record